CGCAGCACCGGGGGCGGGGGCUGGCCGGCGGUGGGGCUGACGGCGCGGGCUCGGGCUGAAGGGGCCCGGGCUGGCGGAGGGCGCCGUGCGGUGCAGUGUGGCGACGGCGGCCUACCGGACCAUGCUGAGCGGAGCGUGCGGCUGGCUCGCCUCAGCGCUGCGGGGUCCACGCGUGCCGCCGUUCGCGGUCGCCCGUAGGUGCCUUCACGCGUCGGGGGCACGGCGGUCCGCGGACAAGAGCGAGAGGUCCGGGGACCCGCCCCGCGCCUUCGACCCGGCGCUGCUCGAGUUCCUGGUGUGCCCGCUCUCCAAGAAGCCGCUCAGAUACGAAGCAUCAACGAACGAACUGAUUAAUGAAGAGUUGGGAAUAGCCUAUCCAAUUAUUGAUGGGAUCCCUAAUAUGAUACCACAGGCAGCUAGGAUGACACAUCAAAGUAAGAAGCAAGAAGAAAUGGAGCAGCACUAG
Messenger RNA from Mustela lutreola (European mink), 466 nucleotides. RefSeq names its product PIGY upstream open reading frame (gene PYURF). Bases 122 to 466 code for a protein of 114 amino acids. Lineage: Eukaryota; Metazoa; Chordata; Mammalia; Carnivora; Mustelidae. The transcript is spliced from 2 exons. The record is from RefSeq and is a predicted model, not a curated record.